GACCUUGUCGCAGCGUCUUUCUUGAUUAAUGUCUAAUUUCAUUAGCUGUAAUUUCUUCACAGCAUCUCCGCGAUUUCUCUCCUUAUUCAUCCUACUAACAUGAGCCGGUAAACACCGGUGGAUCGCGCCGUCUCCGCGUUAUGCCGGAAGUCCCGACGCGUCUGGGCCGGACGCCGGCUCGCGCUCCGCGACUGCCGCGCGGUUGGCAGCUGCCCAACGGACGUUACCUGGCCUUCCCGGUGGUGGUGGACCCCUUCGGGAAUCGCUUUUACCGCUGGCAGUGCGUCAUCGCUUUGGCCGUGCUCUACAAUGUCUUCGUUAUUCCCGGCCGGAUGGCCUUCCAACAACUGCGCGAGCCCCAUCUGGACACCAUGUGGAUGGCGCUGGAUUAUAUCUGCGAUGGGAUUUAUUUGAUUGAUAUUGUCGUGCAUCUGUAUCUCGGGAUUCCGCGGAAAGGCAAUCCGGCAUCCGAUCUGCGCAUCUCGCGGCGGGAAUACUUCCGCAGCACGAUGUUCAAGCUGGACGUGAUCAGUAUCCUCCCCACCGACGUCUUUUACACCCUGCUGGGCACCCACUUCGCGGCGCUGCGUCUCAACCGGAUCUUGCGCAUGCACCGCAUCCACCACCUCAUCGAGCGCACCCGCAUCCACUUCGCCCAGGGGUUCUAUUUUGGCUUCUUCCAGGUGGUCAUGUACGCCAUCAUCUUCAUCCACUUCAACGGAUGCCUGUAUUACGCGCUCAAUUAUGGGCAAGGCUUUGGUUAUGAUGAGUGGACCUUCCCGGUAUUCACCAACAUGACCAACCCGGUGACGAACGAAAGUAUGGCGCAGGAAGGCAACUUCCUCAACCUGUAUCUCCGCAGCUUCCAGUGGGCCAUUGUCGUGCUGGCCCAGGACGUGGACGGCUUGAUCUACGCCAACGUCAUCGAGUGCCUGCUGCGCAUCUUCGUCACGAUCGAGGGCAUGAUGCUAUUGGGCGCAGGCAUCGCCAUCGCCGAGCAUCUGCUGGCCUCCAAGAACCGGCAUCUUGAAGCCUACCAACGCCGGCUGGACGCCGUGAAGCGGUAUAUGGUGCUGCGACCGGUGGAUAAGGCCAUGCGGAAGAGGGUUCUGGGCUGGUUUAAUUACGUCUGGGAACAGAAACUUUUCUCUGAUGAACAGACUGAUUUAGAGGUACUGUCGCCGAUACUGCGGCUGGCCAUUGCCAAAGCGGCGCAUAUGGAUACCUUUCAGCGCGUAAAACUUUUCCGCGGAUGCGAGCCCCAAGCCUUAGAAGAACUUAUCAUGCGGCUGCAGCUACAAUUCUACUGCCCCGGCGACCUGGUCUUCCGCAAGGGCGACCACGCCAACGAGAUGUACAUCGUCCGCUCCGGACUCCUCCAAGUGGUCAGCGAAGACGGGAAAGAAGUGUACGCCUCGCUCUCACAAGGCAGCGUUUUCGGGGAAGUAUCCCUCCUAGGCGGACUGACCCGCUCCGAGCAGAAGCGCACCAACACCGUCCGGAGCCAAUCCUACUCGGAGCUCUUUACCCUCUCCAACCAAGACUUCCAUGAAGUGUUGGAGAACUAUCCGCUGGCUAAGCAGGCGGUGUUGUCGCGCAGCCGGCCCGUUCGAACCGACGGCUCCCCGACAGAAGAGUUACCGCCGGCACGCACCGAGGCGGAGUCCCUGGAGACGCGGGUGGAGAAGCUGACGGGGAGGACGCCGCUGCUGCUGCACGAGAUCAACGCGGCUAUUGUGAGAAUGGCCUCCGAGAACAACAGGCUCAAGAAGACCCUGCACCGGCUAGAGAAACUGGAUAAAGUCCAUGACUUUCGCUAUUCUAGCGGCUAAUCAGGCUAGUGUUGUUUCCACAAGUUUCUUCUAGGAUAUAAUUUUGACGUUGAUGCGGCAGUAUUGAAACAAUUGUAUUUUUAUGAACUGUUCUUGAGCAGACGAAUAUUGUCUAAGCGGAUCACCAUGUUGAGGCUGUGUGAUAUAACCAGGCAGCUACCAGGAACGUAGCUUGACUGCGCACAAUUUACCGAACCUGGCAAAGCUGCCUCCGAACUUGAUUUUGGUUGGUUAUUUUUUCGUUCGUCACGGACGAUGUAACUUAAAAUUAGGCCUGCAAUUUAGCCGCACAGUGAUCUGAUGUAUCUCGAUUCUGGUAAUCGUAAUCACAGCCGAUUCGCGUGACCUUGCAUCCUUUUCUAACCUGUACAGUUCUCUGCUAUCUCGAAGUGCUGAAUAAGCAAUUCGAAGCUGACAAACGUUUUAAUAUGGACAAACAAACUAUUGAUAACGAAAUUAUUACUACAGUAAAUGACUGUAGACUGGCAAGACGCGGCGGAUCGAUGUUAGCAGAAUAAAGCACAAAC
Molecule: messenger RNA, 2359 nt
Organism: Paramacrobiotus metropolitanus
Lineage: Eukaryota; Metazoa; Tardigrada; Eutardigrada; Parachela; Macrobiotidae
Product: cyclic nucleotide-gated cation channel alpha-3-like
Exons: 4
Coding region: 141-1832 (563 amino acids)
Biological process (GO): monoatomic cation transmembrane transport
Cellular component (GO): plasma membrane; intracellular cyclic nucleotide activated cation channel complex
Molecular function (GO): protein-containing complex binding; intracellularly cGMP-activated cation channel activity; cGMP binding
Source: RefSeq, a predicted model, not a curated record